Messenger RNA from Diachasma alloeum, 3292 nucleotides. RefSeq lists its product as uncharacterized. The record is from RefSeq and is a predicted model, not a curated record. NCBI's taxonomy places the organism in Eukaryota, Metazoa, Arthropoda, Insecta, Hymenoptera, Braconidae. The transcript is spliced from 4 exons. The coding region runs from base 277 to 2973 and encodes 898 amino acids.
CAUGAUCGUAACAGUGUCCCUUCAGUGAGCAGGCAGCCCCCCUCCCUCUCCCUUCUGUCUUCGUGAAAUACAUUUCUCUUUUCGGUUAUUUUCCAUUCUUCCAAUGUCCAUGUUCAAAGGCGAAAAAGCACAGUGAUUUGAUUUUUACUAAAAAGAAAAAGUGUCUUCAUUCAUUUUUUUUGAAAUGAAAAGAACAACUCAAAGUCUGAGUUAUGCGGAGCAAUCUGUAAAUUUAUAGUAGUAAUACCUCGGCAACAAGACGGAAAAAUCGAAAAAAUGAAGAAAAUAAAAAUAAUGGUAAACAGUGUUUUGUUGCAAGUGCUGCUGUUGUGUCUUCUUAUUUUCGAGUUUCCUUGUAAUGUUAAUGGAGUAUCGGAGCCAACGGGGAUAUGCUCCAUGUCAGGAUGUAACUGUAGCAUCGUUGUGCAUCAUUGGAUUACCGUCAAGUGUAUCUUCUCGGAGUAUGAGGAUGUGGAGCUUCAAAAAGGGAGUAUUCCGGAAGAUGCAUCUGAGGUAUCGGUAUCACGUUGCCGAGAAUUGAAGAUUCACUCAGGUGCAUUCAGAGGAGGGGCACAGCUGAAAAGAGUGCACGUUACUGGGAUCCGUAGCUUCGUAGCAAAGCAGCAGGCGUUCGAAAAUAUAACAGCUCCAAAUCCUCUCCUGGAGAUUUCUGAAUGCACCAAAGUUGUCCUGGAGUCACAUGCUUUUAAAAAUGCUCGAGGAACUCUCUCCGUGUUAAUAUCAAAAUGUCGACACGUGGAAAUUAAACCAAAUGCUUUUUCCUGGCUUUUGAGGUUUACUGUGAAGGAAGUCCCAACACUGGAAUUGUCCAGCAAUGCAUUUAAAUUCGAGGCACCACCGUAUGGGCGACAUGGACCAGCAACCAAGAUUAUGUUCCAAAGCGUCAGAAUCUCUGAACUUCCAAGCCUCGUCUUUCCAUCGGCUGCCGCAGAAAUACGAAUGGAUGACGUCUGGAUGAGGGUCAUACGAAAGGAUGCAUUCUGUCCCAUGAUGAUAUUAAGUAUAAAAAUCACUAAUGCAUCGAUAUUUGAGAUCGAGCCCGGGGCAUUUAGUGACCAAACGCUCAUUCCCAAUUUGGAAUUGGUUGAGGUCAGACUGAAAACCAUCAAGACUGGUGCAUUCAGAGCUGCCUUCACUAAUUUUAGCAUUCAGUAUUCAAGAAUUAAUGAAAUUGAGGAGGGAGCUAUCGAUUCUUCAAUAGCAACAGCCACCUUCAAUAACAACGAGUUCCAAAGUCUCCGGAAGAAUGCAGUGACAUUAAGACAGUGGAGUAAAAUAGCCAUAGAUGAAAAUUUAUUUGUGGAAUUGGCAGAGGAAGCCAUAGUUGCAGACGACAUAGCAAAAGCAACCGCUGAGUUUCCAAAUAAUGAUUUUUCAUUCCGUGGAAAUCGAAUAAGCAGACCAUCAGAUGGUUCCCUCAGAUUUGUUUCCGUCAGUGAAAGAGUGACGUAUGCAAAAGUGGGCAAUAAUUUUUUUGAGAAAGUUUGUAGCUGUGUAAUAGAAGAUUGGAUGCGUCAAGUAUCCGGCAAAAAUACAUCAACAUCAUGGAUGAUGGACUCUAGUUUUUGUGUAGCUGGUGAAUGGUUGAAAAAGUGUUUCAAGGCGCCCCAAGGUUACUUGGCGAUGCGAAAUUUCACAAAUACCUUUUGCACUCCUAAAGGUGAUAUAACAUGCAAGGAGCCCUCGGAAACGUCAAAACCAAGUGUUAGUCCACCGAGCGUUGGUCCACAUGUUUACCCCCGGCUGAAUAGUUAUUUUGACGUGGAGAUGAGUGAUCCAGAACAGUUGGAACGGGAGAAGAGACUAAUAAUCAUUGUGUGUGUUGUCGCAGUGUUGAUAGUUGUUGGCGUGAUUUUUGCCUGUGGUAUUGUCUACAUGCGGCGCCGAGGAGUCUGUCCAAAGCUCAUCUCUCGAUCAUUGAAUUUUUCAAACUCCUGGCUGUCGCCCAGCAAUGGAAUUACAGCAGCAACAUCGGCCAGAUCAAUUUCCCGAUUGAGUAUCAAUGAAUAUGCUGGCCUGCACCCAGAAGCCAGAACCAUUGAUCUGGAUGAACAAACUAUUAUCCAUGAGAAUGAUGUAGAGGAUUUCACUUACACUGAGAAUAAAGCGACGCAAACACUCCCCGAAGAACUCACAGAGGAGUAUCUGAAGGAGCUCAGAGAGCGUCUCAACGAUCCUGAGAAUUACAGUCAAGCUAGGGAUAUGAUCGAACAUCUCUAUGAUUUGAUCAAAGUCGAAGAGAAUUGUAAUAAUAAUAAUAGUGAUAGAUCCCUUCCAAGGGGUGAAGAGAAUGCCUAUGAUAUUAUCGCACCGAGAGUCAAACGAACACGGAAUGUGAGACCUUCAGUCAAUGUUGGAACCAGGGCACCAUCUUUAGAGAAGCUUCUUCCACCAGACAGUAUGAUGAGACCAGCUAUUGCAGAUUACAUGGAGCCAAGAGAUCAACGAACAUGUGAUCUUCACCAUUUGUAUGCUGAAUUGCCUGGGGAUGAGACAGUUCCAAGUACUAGCAGACUCUCCCAAACAAUUACCUUCAACUUGGCAGCUACUGCUGCUGCCGCUGCUGCCCGAGCUCCUCAUCCCCUACCACCUGAUGUUGUCAAUGAUCAUUUGAUCGAUGAAAACCGCCAACACAAAUACGCAAAUCCCAUUCGGGGGGAGGGAAAUCCUUAUCGAGAAACAACUGAGAGACUCGACGGUCAAGUACACAAAGAGCAACAGCGACCAUUAACAUUCUUGAAAACCCUGGGCGAAAGUAUUUUGGGAACAAAACACAAGCGACCUGUCAAUUCAUUGCUCUGCGAAUAUACCAGCCCCAAUGAUCUCAGUGCACAUCUUUACUCUGAACUCCGUGACUCCAAAGGAGUCGCAACGUCAACUAGAAAAAUGGCUAACCGACCACUACCAAAUAAACCUGACCAGGAUACCCAAUUCAAUUCAGCUGGGACCUGAACAUGUUUGAUACCAUAUUAUUAUUGAAAUACUGUGCCAAGUUAUUUAUCUGUGAUAAAAUAUGUUGUUCUUUUUGCACAAACCGUGAAAUCGUGGAGAGUGACAUUUAUCAGUGUAAAAGGAACCGACGUUAUAAUUUCAUGAAAUUAUUUUUCACGUAAUUUGUCCAUACGAAUUGAUAUAUCUCAGUAAAUUCUGAACAAAAGCGAUUUAGCAUAUCUUUAUCAGCGUAUAUGUAUAUAUGUUUUGUUCCGUUAGAUUAUCAAUGGAGUGGAGUUGAUUGUCGAACGAAUACCUGGAGUAAAUACUUUUGUAUAAA